AUAUAUUUCAAGCCAGGAUGUAUGUUUAUCUUUUUUUUCCCCCUGGUUCAAGAUAACAAGAUUUUUGUUGUUGUUGUUUUGGGGAAGAACAUAAUGCAACCUGGAAGCAAUGCGACGAAAAUGAAGAAAGAAAAAUGACAGAUUUGUCACUCACAAUUUAAUCAGCCUCUCAUGGCCAGCUGCAGUAUCAGCUGGGAGCUACAAACUCUACAACUCUGGGACUUUUAAACCAGUGUGGGAAGUGGUUGGUGCUUUAUUUCGGCAUGGAUUUGAAAGGUAUCAUCAUCUGAAAAACUACCAAAGUCUGUACUGGGACUGAAAAUGAACUAAACAUGGUCGAUUCAAGCAAUACUUCAGAAAGUAUCUGUGAUACCAAUAAAAUCAUUACACAACAAAUUAUUCCAUUGAUCUACGGUUUCAUCUUUAUAGGUGGAAUACUGUUAAAUUCAGCGGCAGCUUGGAUCUUUCUUCACAUUCCUAGCAAGACAAGUUUUAUUGUUUAUCUCAAGAACAUUGUCAUAGCCGACCUUAUUAUGAGCUUAACUUACCCUUUUAAAAUUAUUUCUGACUCCAAAAUUGGACAUUGGCAGCUCAACGUUGUUGUCUGCCGCUUUUCUGCUGUCAUCUUUUACCUAAAUAUGUAUAUUAAUAUAGUAUUAUUUGGACUCAUAGGCUUUGACAGAUGCUUUAAAGUAAUGAAGCCCCAAUUCAGCACUUCGGCUUACAAUGUCCAGUGUAGCAAAAUUAUAUGUCUGGUCAUAUGGCUGCUACAGAUUGUUAUCUCUGUUCCCAAUAUUAUUUUAACAAACCAAACUCCUACAGAAAACAAAUCAAAUGACUGUAUGAAGCUCAAAAGCCCUCUUGGAGUCCGGUGGCACACAGCUUCAAACUAUACAUGCUUAGGAAUUUUCUGGAUUGUGUUUUUUCUCCUAAUAGUCUUCUACAGUUCCAUUGCCAAGAAAAUAUAUAUUUCACACCAAAAAUUUAAGAGAAACUCCAUGCUGGCAAAGAAAAAGACCAACCGAAACAUUUUCACAAUCAUGCUUGUGUUUAUCAUUUGUUUUGUUCCAUACCACCUGAUCAGAGCCCCAUAUACAUUGAAACAAAUCCAACCUAAUUACAACUGUAACAUUAAAAAUAUACUGUUUUACCUAAAAGAACUUACACUGCUACUGUCUGCUGCAAAUGUUUGUCUUGAUCCAGUUAUUUAUGUAUUCCUUUGUCAACCGUUUAAGGAAAAACUGUACCAAAAAUUGCACCUGAAAGUUAAAACAUCUGAAGAGUUCGAAAAUUCUAAAUCAAGAAAGUCAAAUGCUAUUGUUGAAACAGUUACUAUUUUAUAAAUUCCAAUAGCAAGCAUCUUCAACAUUAUGGAGAUGUGGGCAUGUUGUUGAAUUAAAGAAUGACCAACAAAAUAAAGAAUAUUUGCCCUACUUGAUCAUUGCUGUAAUAUUUAUCCCGGAACCCCUCUCCUUACACAAUUGAUUACUCACUCAAUUACUCAACUAGUACUCUAUUUACAACCAUAGUUGGGACUAAAAUUUCCAUUGCUAAGCAAGGUAAUUGUUAAGUGGGUUGCGGCCAAUUUUAUGAUGUUUUUUGCCUUUGUUUUUAAGUGAAUUGCUGCAAUUGUUGAGUGAAUCUGGCUUCCUCAUUGACUUUCUUGUUAAAGGCCAGCUGGGAGGAUCACAAAUGUUGAUCCCAUGACCCUGGUUGCUGCAACCAUUGUAAAUACAUGCCAGAUGCAAGUGCCCGAAUUUUGAUGACCUUGGGACUGCUACACCAAUUGCAAAUGUGAGGAACCACUUGUAAGUCACUUUUCUUCCAGGUCUUCUAUAACUCU
This is a messenger RNA of Ahaetulla prasina, 1843 nucleotides long. RefSeq names its product purinergic receptor P2Y14 (gene P2RY14). The transcript is spliced from 3 exons. The record is from RefSeq and is a predicted model, not a curated record. Gene Ontology annotation, cellular component: membrane. The coding region runs from base 333 to 1343 and encodes 336 amino acids. Gene Ontology annotation, molecular function: G protein-coupled purinergic nucleotide receptor activity. NCBI's taxonomy places the organism in Eukaryota, Metazoa, Chordata, Lepidosauria, Squamata, Colubridae. Gene Ontology annotation, biological process: G protein-coupled receptor signaling pathway.